Messenger RNA from Rana temporaria (common frog), 1015 nucleotides. It is a transcript of the gene CMBL, whose product is annotated as carboxymethylenebutenolidase homolog. Lineage: Eukaryota; Metazoa; Chordata; Amphibia; Anura; Ranidae. Gene Ontology annotation, molecular function: hydrolase activity. The coding region runs from base 141 to 881 and encodes 246 amino acids. The record is from RefSeq and is a predicted model, not a curated record. The transcript is spliced from 6 exons.
UGCCUUUUAACUACAACGUGAGUUUGUUGAAUAGAUUGUAGGCGGGUUCAUCCUAAUAAAAAUAAGCAGGUAGUGGUUCAUUCUCAGAAGACAGACAUUUUCACUAAAGGACAUCGAAGGGCAAACUAAGAAGAUUUGCAAUGGCGAAUGAAGCAAGACCUUGUCCUUGUGAAUUAGGAGAUCAAUUUGAUUAUAAAGGCCUUGGAGAGGAAGUACAAAUUGAGCACAUAAAAGCAUAUGUCACCAAACCAAAGACGACCACUGAUAAGGCCAUAAUUGUGGUACAAGAUGUCUACGGAUGGGAACUAACUAAUACCAGAUAUAUUGUUGAUCUGCUUGCUGAACAUGGAUACACUGCUGUCCUUGCUGAUUUUUUUGUUGGACAAGAACCAUGGAAAACAACAAAUGAUGGGUCAACAUUCUUUGCCUGGCUUGAGACCCGUCCAGCUGAUAAAGCAUUCAAGCAGGUCGAUGCUGUGCUAAGGUAUCUAAAGGAGACAUGCCAUGCCACCAAAAUCGGCAUUAUUGGUUUUUGCUGGGGAGGAAUUGUUACCCAUUAUGUAACUCUCAAUUAUCCUGAAUUGAAAGCUGGAGUGGCAUUCUAUGGCCUAGUCCGCGAAGAAGGAGACAAGUAUGAUUUGAAAUGUCCAACUUUAUUUAUCUUUGGAGAAUGUGAUCCACUUAUACCACUUCAACAGGUGGAAUCAUUGGAUCAAAAGCUAAAAGAGCUUUCAAAAGUUGACUAUAAAGUAAAGGUAUAUCCAAAACAAAAUCAUGGAUUUGCACACAGGAAGAAAGAAGACAUUAGUCCUGAAGAUAAACCUUACAUUUUAGAAGCAAGGAAAGACAUGCUGGACUGGCUAAAAAAAUAUUUUACUUAAUUAUCAUUAUCGUUUUAAGACACUUGAUAUGCUUAUAUAGAAUGAGUCAAUCAAAGUGGAAAUACCAUGAUGUUCAAGUGUAUUUUUCAAGAGUAUUUUUUUUCUCAUAAAUAAACAAUAUUUUAUGAUUUUCA